Messenger RNA from Hydractinia symbiolongicarpus, 1708 nucleotides. RefSeq names its product fucolectin-like. Lineage: Eukaryota; Metazoa; Cnidaria; Hydrozoa; Anthoathecata; Hydractiniidae. The transcript has 3 exons. The record is from RefSeq and is a predicted model, not a curated record. The coding region runs from base 479 to 1171 and encodes 230 amino acids.
GCUAAAGAAGAGUUCAAAGAUACAUGUAUCAGUCUUUAAGUAUUGUACGUGUCUCAAAAUAAAAUGCUUUUUAUUGGCAUUUGUUUACAUUCUUUUUUCAGAGUCUUACCUAAACUUUCUUUUACGAAAAUUAAUUUGAUGUAGUUUGCCGAACGACUAAAAGUCUUUCUUAACGAGCUCACGCGUGCACUUAAUGCGUGCGUUUCUUGAUCGUGAUUGAGCAAAACAAUAACUGAAGCAUUUUUUGAAACUUAAUUAAAACAACGUAAGCAUACAAAAAGUUAUUAUUUAUGAAAGAAACUUCAUCAAUGAACUCGUGAUUUACAAUGACGAGAGACUUCACCGCACACUUAAUACUCUCUGUAUAUCGUAAGGUCUGUAUGAAACAACCAAUGCUUAUUCAACAUGCAAGCAUUAUGUGCACGAAUGUGUUUCUUUUAAAAUAUUUAUGUUUCACACACCACUCAAACAUAAAUAGAUGACUGGAGAAGGCUAUAUACAUCUAGAAUACGAAAAUACAAAAUACAAGACGAUAACAGAGAUUUCUUCUUGUCCUUCACUGCUAACAUGCGUUCAAAAAUGUCGAUUGAAAAAUUUGGAUGUUGAUUAUAAGGACGGAAAAUGCUACUGCGUUAUUGUUGCUGGAAACACAGAUGGCGAAGAAAACCAGAAUAAAGAAAAAGCAGCAGAAGUUUAUUCCGCAGUAAAAGAUCCUUCGAGUUAUUUGGAAAACGAACAUCAACCAGCCCCAAUUAAUCUGUCGCGUGGAAAACCGGCAAGACAAUCAAGCGUAGAAGGCGGUGGGGAUGCAUCACGUGGAGUGGAUGGAAACAAAAAUGGUCACAUGAACGCCAGAUCGUGUUUUCACACACUUCAUAACCAAACAGACCCUUGGUGGGAGGUCGAACUUCUUCAGAAUGCUGUAAUAACGAAUGUUGUUCUAUAUCCUCGUACUGAUUGUUGUCAUUUAAGAGCAAAUACUUUGAAACUGCUGGUGAGGUUUGCUAAUCAAGAUUCCUGGAAUUUGUGUGCAUCUAUCGAAAAACUGGGUGCGAAACCAUUUGAUCAAAAAUGCGAUCAACGUGUGGUUGGCGGUAUUUUUCGAAUUAUACAACAUAAUACAGAACCUCUUCAUUUGUGUGAAGUUGAGGUAUUCGGGUACUUUUUAUAAAUACAAACUGCACGAAAUUAAACUUCACUCUUAUUGUUUAUUAUUAAUUAAUUUGAAUUUUAAGGGUUCGAAAGUAUUAACCACCUUAACUUGGUGAUUUUUUCCAAUUUAACCAUUAAAAUUGCGAAAAAAAGCAAACAUAAUUAUAGAAAUAAUUAAAACAAAAAAUUUCACAGCUGUGGACAAAGAGCGACAUAUUUUUAAGAGCAAUAAGUCGUAUGUAGAAAAUUAUAAUAAACAUUGAAGUACACUGUUUGUUAUGAUUUUUAAAAAGUCAUCAACACUUUUUUAUUUUACAUAUUUUCCUUUUCAUCGUCAUCGUCACCGUCACCGUCCUCGAAAUCGUCAUGGACAUCAUCAUUAUGAAAGUGUUUGGUUAAGCAACUUUAUACAUUUCGCCGUUAAAGAUAUCAAAUCUUUGCGUAAUAAAUACAUUUUAUAUUACAUUGCAAUCACCAACUAUAUCACGUGGAGGGCACUGACAAAGGUAGCUGUUAAAAUGCCUUAGGGAAAUGUUUGGAAAGUCUAUAACCUUAU